Messenger RNA from Rotaria sp. Silwood1, 2619 nucleotides. NCBI's taxonomy places the organism in Eukaryota, Metazoa, Rotifera, Eurotatoria, Philodinida, Philodinidae. The record is from the annotation of a GenBank genome assembly.
AUGAGCGUCGCAGCGGCCAGUGGUGCCGUAAGCACGCAACAACAUCAGCCAACUGCAGAACAAAUUCGGCUUGCACAAUUAAUUGAUGAUAAAAAACAUGAUCAACCUGAAGUACAAGAAAUUGUUCGAAAAGUUCUUGAUGUUGUAGCGAAUUCCAGUGCAGAUGAUGCUUUAUUAGCUUUAUUUGAUUGUGAUUAUGAUUUUGAAAGAACUGUGGCAUUACUUAUUGAAAAAGGUCAUGAUAUAGCUAGUGAAUGGCGUACAGCAACAAGUCAUAAAACGACUAAAAAACAACAGCAACAAAAGACUGCAUCAACUAAAAAUGGACAUAGAGGAGAAACAGAUGAGAAUGCACAACAACGAGGCAAUGGAAAAUCUCGUGGCAGUGGUGGUGGUGGUCGAUCGAGAUUUCAGCAACAGCAAGAAAAUGGAGGUGAUUCUCAAAAUAAUAAUCAACAACAACAAAAUGAUAAUUAUUUACCACAACAAAGAUAUCGAGGUGGUAGUGGUUACCGAGGUCGUUAUCGUGGCAGUAAUCGAGGUAGUCAUCGGGGAAAUGAUAGGAAUUAUCAACAACCCCAAUAUGAACAACAGCCACAAGAUUCAAAUAUUGAUAUUUCAACGUCAGAUACGACACAACGUUUUACUGAUGUAUCACAUACAAAUAGACGAAGUGGUGGUAAACAGCAACAACAAUGGGAUGUUGGUAAGUGGAAUGGUGAAACAUUAAUUUAUUCGAGAUCUGCAAAAGAUGAUGAACAAUCUGCAAAUUCAGACAAUAAUAAUAAUAUAUCUCAUGUUCCAUCUGGAAUGCUCAAUGGUCAGAAUUCAUCAGCAGGAACCUCGACAGUAAAUAAUGUUUCUGAAUUAAAUACUCAACAACAAUCGAAAAAUGAAUUUGAUCUGGUAGAAGCAGCUCGUCAGAUCAAAAAUGUUAUUGGUAUUGGUCAAUCACAACAACAACAACAUCAAAAUACUUCACUACCUAAACCUUUAAUGGAUUUAAAACCAUUAAUAUGUGAUCAACAAAUAGGACAACAACAGCAACAAAAAUCGAAUAUAAUAUCAUCAAAAUCAACUGGUCAAAGUUUAAAUACAAAAGUAACACCCCCGCCACGUAUACCACAUCAACCGGUGAUUUUUUCUGACCGUUUUGAUGGUGGGGUUAAUAAAAUUGAUGUACAAUUUGGUAAUUUGGGUGAACCACUUGAAGAUACAUCAUCACAAAAUGUAUCUGUACCGACAUCAUCUACAUCAUCAUCUGCAUUUUAUUCGCAUGCAGAACCAAUGACAUCAGUAACAAAACAAAAGACUGGUUCAUCAUCAGUUCAAAAUCCUCAACGAUCAACAACAACUACUAAUUUAACUCGUUCAUCCGAACAACAACAACCAGUACUAAAUCAACAACGUAUAAUACCACCACAAAUUCAGCAGCAACUACAACAGCCUUCAAUGACAAUGAAACCUGUUAUACCACAACAAUAUGCUGUACAUCAUCAACAACAUCAAAUGAGUCCACAAAAUUUGCUUUUACAAUCUAUACUUUUUCAUCAUCCACAACAACAAGAGCCGGUGCCAUUGGAUACUUCAUAUGAUCCAACACCAUUUCCAUUAACAUCAAUGGAUUUUAAUACAUCAUAUUUUAUGACAGCAGCAAUGAAUCAACAACCACCACAACAAACUCAACCACGCUAUCUUCUUCCACAACCAGCUCCACCACCACAACAACAACUAUCAUCCAAUCGACAGCAAUCAUCUACUAAUGUACAAACACCACCAUUGACGACAUCAUCAUCUGUACCACCUUCAUCAACAUCAACGACAUCAUCUACAGCUCCAAAAAAAGGACCAGCUGUUCCGCCAGGCAUGUUUCUUUCGACAGCACCACCAACACAACCAGCAUAUUCAACAGCUUAUUCGACAACAUACGGAGUUCCACCUUCAGUUGGUGGACAACAACAAACAGGUUCAACAACUUAUUCAACACAAUAUGAUACUGAACAUUUAUUUGCAACUCCAUAUAUGCAGUUAGCUAAUGCACAACAAGCACAGUCACCAUCCGGUACAUAUGGUUCAGUAACACCACCUGUUCAACCACAAAGUCAACAGCAUCAAACACAUAAUAAUAAUGAUAAUAAAACAAUGAAUUAUCGAGCUGCAAUUAAUGAAAAUCUCUUAUUUUUACAACAGUAUCAACAAUAUGCUAUUCAGCAAUCGAACAGUCAACAACAAGGUCCACAAGCAGCACAUUCACCAGCUCAAUUAAAUUAUUUUCUUGGACAUUCAGCUAGUGGACCAAAUUAUUCACCUGGUCCUCAAAUAAUGUAUGCUCAAACGGCAACAGCUAUGGCUCAACAACAACAAGCUUCUAAACAACAAGGUCAACAAUAUAAUCAAAAUAAUUCAUCAUCAAAUAUUGGUGGUAAUGAUGAUUAUUAUGGUCGUAAUUCAUCAUCAUCAUCAAAUAAAGAAGCACAUUAUAUGUAUGCCGUAUCAGCACAACCUCAGCAAGUUCCACCACAAUCAGUUGGUCAACAUCAAGGUGUGAAUAAACAACAACAACGUGCUAAUAGCAAUGUUUAUAAUAAUCAACAAAGUCAACAACGUCCGUUUCAAUAA